UGUACGACGUUCAGAAGCUGCAGUCGUUUGCGUCCGGCGCAUAAUAAUAAUACAUUAACUGCGUCCAACAGAAAGGCAUUCAUAGGUUAGCUCUAUUUAUGUUACUUAUAAACAGACUAAACGUAGUGCUAAAGCCAGGCAAGAAUUGCACGCACGUCGGACUCCUAUGCUUAGCACUAUAGACUACUAUACCCGACACAGGAUGUUCAAUAGGAAGGUUUCCAUCUUGAACGCGAUGUUGGGGACUCGGCCAGCAAGCAGUGAAGUACAAAUAGGAAACGAGAGGGCGUUAUGGGGCCUAAUAAUAUGUCGUUUCGUGACAUAAUUGGGUACCGCAUUUAAACCCACUAUAUUACACUGAACGUUUGUGCUAACGUGGUUAGAUAUAGAAUAAAAUGAUCACCUCGAUCAAACGUUAAAGGGGCUAAACAGACAAUUAGAGAAAGGAAAAAAGUGCAACGAAGAGAGUGACUACUAAUUGCUGUCUAGAAUAGACUUUUUUGAAGUUGACUUUUUUGGAAAAUUUAGGUAGGGAGUCCAAAUAAAGCGCAGUUAACAAUCGGAGCCAUGAAUUUGUAAUCCAUGCGUACAAUUUAGGGUUUAAAAUGAUUUUUAUGCUAGAUCAGAAAAACGUAGUCCAAUGACUAUUCUGAUUAUAUUGGAACAAAUUUAUAGAACGGUUGGCUUCUUUGCGUUUUUUCCUUAGAUAGAUUCAUUAAACGGUAAUACUUAUACUAGAUAAAAAGAGCUGCCGACUACGAGUAUAAAUACGAAAAUGUAGUCCAAGAGGCUUAAAACUGGGACCCUUAUACAAAGCAAAAAAGACAAAUGGAAAACGUAGCCAAAAAUACCAAAUGUCUGUGGCACAAAAUUAACCUUUGAUUUUAUAGGAUAGUGAAAUAUGUUGGAUUAUGGUCGGCGAAUCUUGGACCUCACGGCUGAUGGUUGACUGUAAAGUUGGGAUGUUGAAAGCGAAGUUACAGAGCAACCGGAUAGGUUGCUCUGUAAAAGCUGAUUGACUCGUAGACAGGCUAACGAGCGGACAUAGUCUGAAGUUAAGGUGGAGUAUAGAAUCGAAUUGCAUAUCAGUGUGUUGUUUCUAGCAGCGCAAAAUGUCGUUGAAUGCAGAGAUACGAAAAGAAAUUUUGUAGGUUAGUUUAAAUUACAAUAGAUUAAAAUCAAGCUUUUUAUUAGAGGCGUGCUUGCAGAAUGGCUAGGAAGUUCAUUCAACGCUGGCUAAACUUGAUGCAAAUUCAGACGCCAACGUAAUGAAACAAGGAUACGAUCUUCUAAUCGAUCCAAUAUUCCCAGAAACCGAGCUACAUAAGCGGACUGCUAUAAUGGAUGUAUCAGAUGAUUCCUGCAUUGCUUCUGGAAACGUCUUGAGGCUGAAUAUUCCCUAAGUCCAACCAAUUCAAACAUGCUGCAAUAAUUGAUUUAUUCAAGGCGUAAGGUUAUAAUAAUUAUCUAUAAUCGGCGUUAGUAGUACAUCCAUAACACACAUAUUUCCGUUUCUAUAGUAAUUUUUAUUUCCCUCUAAUAUUCCUUAGACGUUUUGAAAGAUUUGUGAUAAAAUUGUUUUCUUCCAAAUAAGGACAAAGUAGAAAAUGUGUUCUAAACGUCUGUUUAAUAAUUUUUCUCGGUAUAAAUAUAAUGCCGAGGACGACAGCACAACGGCUUACUAGGUUAUCAACUCGUAUGUGCAGAAAGUUACGAGAGCUAUGGACAAGCCAUCGUUCAACCUAGACAGUCCGUCGUACGGUUCCGUCAGUUCGUUUAAACUGUAUAUACCUAGAAAACCAAUACUGAUUUGUGAAUCUCAGUGCUGGAGCACAGGUGUCAUACGACAUCACGGCGGAUAUCUGAGGGCUUGUUUGGCGGUGAAUCGUAGUGUCCACAAAAGAGGGGACAUUCAAGGGUCUGUUUCAUUUUCGCCGAGUAGCGGGGUUUGAUGUCGCCGGCAAGUUAAUAGUUCAUUUUAGAUUGUACGGUCGAACAGUACGUUUACUGCGUCAGAGCAUUAGUUUCUGCUUGUCUCAUUUGAAGAGUUCGUAUGAGAAGUGCACCAUUGAUUCCCCGCCGAUUGGAAAAUAGGCUAUAAAUCAGCUACUGGGCCCCGCCUAACAACGUCAUUAGUUAUGGCGGUAUCUUCAACGGCUAUGGGUACAGCUUUCCCGAAUGGCUACAAUCUCGGUGUUACGAACCCGCCUGAACAGGUCAUCAAAGCAUUUAUCAACACAAGUAUGACGGUCAAUAGCGGCUCAGUGCCUAGUGACGUGGAAGUUACCGGUAACUUCGCUGUAAUCGUUUCGGCCAUUUGCGUGGGUGGCCUCGUUGGUGGUUUACUGGUCCUUCCAAUCUCCAAGAAAUGUGCGCGUCGAGCAAGUUUGAUGUUCAACGCAAUUUUCGCUAUUUUGGGAGCGGCCUGUAUGAUGCUUUCAAGGCAAAUAGGUCGUCAUGAGUUAUUGAUCUUGGGCCGCAUUUUCGUGGGAGUUCAUGCAGGUAUAAGUGGUGGUAUCGCCCCACUCUACUUCAACGAAUUAUCUCCUGCGGUAUGGCGAGGUGCCGUGGGAACAAUCUAUCAACUUGUCGUGGUCAUUGCAAUUCUCGUCUCGCAGAUCCUUGGACAAUAUAACGUACUUGGAAAUGAGGAAACGUGGCCAGUUUUAUUUGGCGGUGGCGUGCUUCUUCCUGAACUGCUGAUGCUGCUCGUAUUGCCGUUUUGUCCGGAGUCGCCGAAGUAUUUACUGCUUGAACGCAACGAUGAGAGUGGCGCCGAAAAAGCUUUGAAGUCCCUGCGUGGGGUUUCUAACGUAAAGAAGGAGCUAAAGGUUUUCAAAGCAGAAGCUGAAAGAAUUCGCAAAAACCCGCCUGUAAAACUUGCCAGUAUUCUACAAGAUAAGCUACUAAGAAAAGGCUUUACGAUUGCUUGUGUAGUGAUGCUGUCACAGCCCCUAUCGGGAAUUAACGCCGCAAUAUUCUUUUCAACGCAGAUCUUCCGGACUGCCGGGCUAAGUGAUAGCCACGCUGGUUUAGCAACUGUAGGCAUGUCUGUCGUUAACCUUUUGACUACAAUCGUUUCGUUUUCCAUCGUAGAACGAUCGGGAAGGCGUACAUUGUUAUUAAUAGGCUAUUGCGGUAUGGGCCUAGUCUCCAUCGUGCUGAUGAUUGCACUUGCUACCUAUGCCGCGCUUCCAUGGAUGAGUUGGGUGGCAGUAGUGGGUGUGCUGUUAUUCAUCAUGAUGUUUGCCCUCGGAACUGGCUCAAUUCCGUGGUUUUUGCCCACCGAACUACUGCCCGCGCCAGCCCAACCUCUCACCACCGGAAUCUGUGUCGCACUCAACUGGACUUUUAACAUCUUUGUUGGAAUGGUAUUCCCUCUACUUAUGACUCUGAUCGGUUACUAUACCUUCAGCAUAUUUACAGUGUUCCUGAUGGGUUUCUUUAUUUACGUGUGGCGUAACCUACCGGAAACAAAAGGCCGCACUGUUGAAGAGAUCCAGGCCAUAUUUCGGAAGGACUGAGAAAUGACGAGAAUCUUUUCUGAAUAAAGCGAUUCAAGCGCUCAUUCAUAGGUACUAUAUAUAUAUAUAUAUAAUAUAUAUAUAUAUAUAUAUAUAAACAUCCUUCAAAUAUUCUUUGAAAAAAAAGUCAUGUAGACUCACUAAACCACGUUUCAUCUAAGAAAAAAACUGAAUUAAAUUUUGGCCUUAUAACAAGUUAAAAAUUUCAAACAUUCGAGGUUUUGAAACGGCUAAAAAAUCCGACAGGUACAAAGAGGCGCAAGAGUCUCAGAUGGGCUACCGUUUGGAGUUCAUCUGAACAGUCCGAUUGGCAAGAAAUGUUCUUACCUCGAAAACAGCCGCUAUCUGUGUCACAAAUUUAGAAUUACUAAAAAUGUUUUUUACUUCCAUUUAAUGAAGUUUUGAUACCGCUUUGCCUCAUAGAAACAAGCAAUAAAUGUAAUAAAUAGAGAAAGCUGACGAAAAUUAUGCUGUGAAUGAUUGAUGUUAUGCAAAUAUAGUUUUUAAUUUAAAUUUCAUAAAAAAAUUACAAAAGACAUGAUGUGAAAUCCAUCAGGAUUACUGGAAUUUAUUUUAUUUGGAUAUUUUGAUAAAUUUAAUAAAUUUCUGAAACUCUAUCGAAAUAUACUUUAAUAUUGAUAUUUGAUCUGUAUGGAAAUUGAGUUUUCAAAGUUUCAAUAAAAAAUUAAUCUUUUUAAUUUCAGUCCAGUUCGCUUAGCGUGAAGACAUUCGAUAAUAGUUGUUCUUAAUUCACAUUCCUCUUACCGUCACCAUAACGGGUUUGUUACUUUGUUCUAGAAAGGACAGCCUUUCUUUUAGCGCAAUAAUAGCAGACGAAAAAGCACCCGUUACGACAAAUAGAUCGAUAAUGUCUAUCCGGAUUUAAGCAGACCACUGGUAUAAAAACAACUAGCUCAACUAAAAAUUUUCCUAAGUAAUAAUUAUCUAUAUGAUUUUGGGCAAAGAACUAGCUUAAAAUUCUUCUAAGUAAUAAUUAUCUAUAUGAUUUCGGACAAACAACUAGCUCAACUGAACGUGUCCAAUUUAAGGUUUAUACUACAAAACGCGCAGAUCAACGCGAAGUGCACUAUCCUGAUGACAAGAAUAACUAAUCGUUUUCCAUAUCAUAGCCCGUGAAACGCAAAACACAAAAAGACUUCACGCGAGAUUAUCAAUAGACAUUAUGCUGACUUCGCUCUUAUGCUGAAAAUGGUAGAUUAAAAAAAUAAAGGCAAACAUCAUUAACGAUCUCGGAGCCUUUGAGUAUUACUGUGAGUACGUUCUGGAUUCCAUAAAGAACUGAAGAAAAGCCAUUGUCACUGGGCCCUAAAUUUUGACUUGUGUACUCCUAGUACACUCUGCGCGCGUAUAUGUAUAUAUAUUGAAGCUGUAUCUAUACCCGGCAAGCAAACGACCUUCGACUUUGAUAUUGUUUACUUUAUAUUUUGAUAAAACCAUUCGUCAUUCAGGCGUACAACUUAUUAGCUUUAGAGCUUGUUCGUGACCGAAGUUACCCGUUAUUCCCGAAGUAGGAUACGUUUAGAGAAACUGCCGACCAUACUGAAGUAACACAAAACUCUAAUUUACUCCACUUGCCGCUUUAUCCUCCUUCCGCCGUCCUUUAUUGGCCAUAGCCUCUUGUUGCAUGUGCUGCUCAGUGGUGGACUCUUUGAACGCGUUGGCUAAUAUGUUUGGCGUUAUCUUCGUAACGCUGCCCCUUUCCAUAAGGUGAAUAUAGGUAAUAUUUAGCAACGUUUCCUAAAAUCAUCUGAUGGGCCCUUCCACACUACAGAUAUUGUGACCUCCAGUGGGUCAAUCGCGCACUCUUCGGCGGGUCCCAUAUCCCCGUCCUCAAAAAUUUGUUUCCGAGUGCCUGUCGUGCAGUUAACAGUUAUAAACAAUGCUCCGUGAUUGGAUGUCUCAGACCUGACAUCAUUAACGCUGAGCGUAUAGUGGUAGUUUUCGUUAGGGUCGUUCGGGUCAACUGUCACGUAGAGCGAGACCGGCAUAACGUUUAGGUUAAUGACGACCGUGGUAGCGUGAAUAUUCGACGCCAUUGUUUGCAUGUUAUCCAAGAACUUCAUGUGACACCAUAUGUCGGCUUUUGGCCAACCUCCUUGGCGGUAUUUGUGAGAAUGCACUUUAAGGUCGACCUUGUUAAAGAACCCAUCGAAAAGCUCUUCGAUGUCCUCGUCUGCAUCGGGCACUCCAUGUUGCUCUACCCACUGAGCAAGCUGAAGGUGGGCUUGAACAUCACCGAGAUUAAAACCAGCCAAUUGUGAGACAGAGAAUAGCUUGCUAUAGAAGUACUUCACGUAUUUUCC
This is a messenger RNA of Varroa destructor (honeybee mite), 5848 nucleotides long. RefSeq names its product solute carrier family 2, facilitated glucose transporter member 1-like. Gene Ontology annotation, cellular component: membrane. The record is from RefSeq and is a predicted model, not a curated record. Gene Ontology annotation, molecular function: hexose transmembrane transporter activity. Gene Ontology annotation, biological process: monosaccharide transmembrane transport. Lineage: Eukaryota; Metazoa; Arthropoda; Arachnida; Mesostigmata; Varroidae.